Molecule: messenger RNA, 1102 nt
Organism: Rana temporaria (common frog)
Lineage: Eukaryota; Metazoa; Chordata; Amphibia; Anura; Ranidae
Gene: ZFAND2A
Product: zinc finger AN1-type containing 2A
Exons: 9
Coding region: 219-923 (234 amino acids)
Biological process (GO): protein targeting to ER; proteasome-mediated ubiquitin-dependent protein catabolic process
Cellular component (GO): endoplasmic reticulum; cytoplasm
Molecular function (GO): zinc ion binding
Source: RefSeq, a predicted model, not a curated record
GCACAUGACACAGCGUAUCCCGUAUAGAGCGGCCUGGAAGGUUCUGGCUCCGGUGGGUGGGGAAGGCGGAUGAUGACUCGGCGCUUCAGGCCGGUUACUCAGCAUGUGGGAGGGCGGCUAUAUAAUGGUGACUGUCGGCGGCCGGGACCGGAGAGACCGGGGAGAGCUGGACGACAACCGGAUUUUUCAAUUGCCAAAGCAAGUAUCAGCAUUGUACGAUGGAACUUCCAGACUUGGGAAAACAUUGCUCAGAAGACACCUGCAAACAGCUAGAUUUCCUUCCACUGAAAUGCGAUGCUUGUGAAGACCUAUUUUGCAAGGACCACAUAACCUAUGACCAGCAUAAGUGUUCUUCUGCAUACAAGAAGGAUGUGCAAGUACCUGUCUGUCCACUGUGUGGCGCUCCUGUUCCAGUAAAAAAAGGAGAGCUGGCAGACCUUGCAGUAAGCCAUCACAUAGACAGAAGGUGCAGCUCGAAGCCGAAACAAAAGAUUUUCACAAAUCGUUGCUGUAAACCAGGAUGCAAAAAGAAGGAGCUGAUGAAGAUCGAAUGUGAUCAGUGUCACAAUAAUUUCUGCCUGUCUCAUAGACACCCAAUAGAUCAUGCCUGCAAGACCACAGGACCAGCACUUUCAAAAGCUGGAUAUGCAGCUUUGAUGCGAUCUCAGAAGGCUUUAGAACAAAAUACAGCAGCAGUUAAAAGACCAUUAAUUUUUCAGAAAGUUGAGCAGCCUGUAUCCUGUAGAGCUGAAGCAAAAAGUGACCCUCUUGAGUCUUCUGGAGUAGUUGAUCUUCACAAUGGUCUGAGUGAAGACGAAGCUCUGCAGAAGGCUCUGGAACUUUCCUUACUGGAAGCUGGAAUAAAUAAUCUUCUCACAAUGAGACAUCCACCCAUUAAUACGAUAAAAACAACAGGACAGUGAAGUCUGAAGCACUCUUGGUUGUCGGGAUGCAAAGAAAAGCCUCUGUUACUUUUGAAGAGUGAUUGAUUGCUUUUAGUCUCCAAGCACAUACGCUCAUGAAAUGGAGGCACAUUGGGCUAGAUUCAGAUAGCCUGCCGUAACUUUGUGAGGAUACGCUACGCCGUUGUAACUUAGUGAGG